This is a messenger RNA of Scophthalmus maximus (turbot), 2754 nucleotides long. RefSeq names its product HPS4 biogenesis of lysosomal organelles complex 3 subunit 2 (gene hps4). Lineage: Eukaryota; Metazoa; Chordata; Actinopteri; Pleuronectiformes; Scophthalmidae. Bases 244 to 2094 code for a protein of 616 amino acids. The record is from RefSeq and is a predicted model, not a curated record. The transcript is spliced from 12 exons. Gene Ontology annotation, biological process: vesicle-mediated transport.
GAUUGCCGUACUUUCACAUGACUUCCACUACGUGUGACCGACCCGCAUUCCUCAGGUGGCUCCGGCUCCGUCACACGCCGAAUCGAAACAACCUCCAUCUGUGUAUAGUUCCGGACGAUGAAGACGUGUAAAAGUGUCUGCCGCUGACGGACUCUCGGCGUGUGGGAGGGUUCCGGACGUGCGACCGGCAGCUGACCGGAGCAGGAGGGAGACACUCGGCGACGGGAUCGAACCUCGGCGGUGAUGGCUGAGCUCGUGAGAAGGUGCAGUUACUUCUUUCUCUACGAUGGCUCCAAGGUCAAAGGGGAGGGCGACCGCACCAGAGAGGGGAUCUGCUACUUCUACCCCGAAGAGACCCCCGUGGACAAGCAGGAGCUGCUCUGUGGUCAGCUCGCCGGCGUCGGCCGCUGCGUCUCCGAGCUCUCCUCCUCGCCCGUGCGCAUCCUGCGGCUGCGCCGCAACAAGUACGCCAUCCGCAUGGAGGGCCACUUCUUCUGGGCUCUGGGCUGCUCGGCGGACGUCCCCAUCGCCAGCGUCUGUGAGCGGCUGGAUCAGCUCAUCGAUCUCUUUUGUUUCUACAGCGACUCCGUCCGACAGAGCUACCAGCUCAACAGCCAGGAGACUCUGUCCGCCCGGUGGGCACAGUACUUCUUGCACCUGCAGCCCGGAUCCUCGGAGCUUCACCGCAUCUUCAGCUGCUUACGGACCAUUGACUCGACCAACGUUGACCCACUUCUGCUGCUCAAGGCUGCCCUCAUUCUCCAGGCCUGUCAGCGCUGCCCUCUAGUGUUGGCAGGCUGCAUCCUCUUCAGAGGAAGAGUUGUAAGCACACAGAUGUCUCCCGAGCUCACAAUGAAGGUCAUGGUCCAUGAGAGCGAGACGUACGCCAAGGCACAGAGCUCCAGCAGCUCCCUCGACGCAGCCGUCAGCUCCAUCACCGUGUUCCUGACCACGUCUGAACUCCAGUACCUGCAGUCGGCUCCUGUCCACAAAGAUUUAAGUUCCCACUCUACUCCACACAGAGACGCUCCCCAAAAGAAGACGCGUCUGUCAAGGACUCUAUCUGAAAUGGCGUCCACGGAGUCCGACUCAUCCGAUCUAGGGCCGCCCCAGUCUCCCCACAAGAUGUCCUUCAGCCCGUGCUUGUCAGAAUCAGACAACUCUGUGUUUAGCCCUGCUCCGUCACAGAGCACCGCAGAUCCCCUCGACCCCCCGCCGCAGUCCCCCGAGCCUCCUUUCUCCAACGGACGACACUCCCCUGAAGCGGAGGAGGAGGAGGCGCUGGAUGAAUCUUGCUAUCAGAGUUUUCACAGCAACGGAGGCGGAGACAGCCAGGUGCACCACGAAGGAGGGGGCUCUGCGUUUGACGAAAGGUCCAGCCUCAAUGGAGGAGAUGGAGACGCAGCCCGUGACUUCCGAGUGGGGGACUCAGGCAACGAGGAAUCACACGACGAUGAAGACGACGGGGCGGCGGUGGGAAAUAGAGAAGGUGGCUGCGGGAGUGCACAAGGAGACCAGGGAGAAGAUCCUCUCCCGCCCUAUGGUGGUUUUGAAAACCCGGAGGAGAGUCCCCGGAUCCCCAUGAUGCUGUACCUGCAUCGGGUCAAAGGCCUGGUGCUGGCCCUGCUGACGGACCCUCGCUUCUUGAGCGACGAAGCCUCUAUGGAGGAAGUGUAUCACAGCAGCCUGGCGUCACUCAAUGGACUGGAGGCCCAUCUGGGGACCGUUCCUCCCGUUCCUCCCGGGGCCCCGGGCGCGCCGGGACCCUACAUCUUCGCCCACUUCGACUGCAUUCAGAGCACAUUGACAACCAACCUGUCUGGUCGACCAGGGGGAGCCCCGGAGCAUCCUUUUGUCAGGGCUACAUCACUCCUCCACUCGCAUUUCUGUAACACUAAAACUCUGCAGGAGGCUAUUAUCAGGAGUGCCGGUGCUGCCGUGUACGGGACCCGCAGCGUCGCCCAUGAGACCUACUUCCAGCAGCACGGGGGAUCGCUGAGGAACUCGGGCAUCCCGAACCACCAGGACAGCGCCUUCUCGCUGCCGGGCAAGGCCCGACACAGACUGCUGAAGCACGGGGUGAACCUGCUCUGACACAACGGGCGGUGAGACUAUCUGCUGUGAGCGUGUGUUCAGCCGAUCCCGUUGAGGACUUUACAAUCCACACAGGAGAUUCGAGAAAGGAGAAGAAAAAAAGGACUAAAAGCUUCCUCUGUUCCAUGAGCUGCUGCGGUGAACCGAAACAGAUUGUGUCAUAUUUCUGAUGUUCAAUCACACGUUAUAUUCAUAGCAUAACAUAGUAGUAUCAUUGAUACGAAUUUUGCGAUGAAAACGAGUUGAAAAUCAUUUCUGUCCUGUUUUUUUGUCAUGUUACGUUUACAAUAAGUCCUAUCUUAAGUUAUUCACCGGCGAUACCGAGUACAGUUUGUUCACAUUUAAUUUCUACACUUUGAUUUUCACUUCACAGGUACUUCCUGCUCAGUCAAAUCCCCCACAGCAGUACGUGUAACCAUUCCUUGCACUUAUAUAUAUAUUCAUUUAACACAAACAGUUUAACUUUUAACUUAAUGCAUUUGUACAGAAUCGUGCUUUUUCUUGCUGCACAUGUAUUUGUUAGAAAGAGACAUUUCUAAAACAAUAUAAGAAAAAAACCACUUGAGUAAAAACUGUUUAUGUAUUUCAAAUCAACCUAUUGAACUACUGCGCGCUGGUGCUGCGCGUUGUUAGUGGAAAUUAAAUGAAUACAGGAUCCUC